Messenger RNA from Paramuricea clavata, 14645 nucleotides. The record is from the annotation of a GenBank genome assembly. NCBI's taxonomy places the organism in Eukaryota, Metazoa, Cnidaria, Anthozoa, Malacalcyonacea, Plexauridae.
AUUCGGGUAUUUCUCUCCUUAUAGUAAAACCAUGUGAAUCGUCUCCUUGCAAAAAUGGAGCUACCUGUACGGACAAAGAUGAUACUUUUGAAUGUGCUUGCAAAGAUGGCUAUCUCGGUGAAACAUGCUCUGAGAGAAGUAUGUUGUUUUUGUUCAUUUGGUCGAGAGAAAUUUAGGAUUUCACUUAUAUUGACCUCUAGGGAGAACAGUUUAGGACUGAUGUAGCUAUUCAGCUAGUUUAAUAUAAGGCUCUACUCAGUGUAGCUACACCGGUUCAAAAAUGAGAUUUGGGGAGAACUAUUUAGAAAAGAUAGAGAUAUCAUGUAGAUAUCUAAUGCCUACAUACCUAUAUACAUAUACUAUUCUGUGCUUGCAUAAACUGGAACACUGGAACUAGCUAUAGCUAGGUAUGUGAGCAGAGGCGUAACUAGAGCGUUAAUUGGGGGGGGGGGGUGUAUAUUUUCUGCCCGACGAAUUUCUUUUAAAUUUCUUUGUUUUUAAGUUCAUUUAAAAAGAAAUUAGUCGGGCAGAACACGAAUAUAUGAAUAAACACCCCCCAAUUAACGCUCUAGUUACGCCUCUGUAUGUGAGUUAUACUAAUGUACUGUUUAAUAAACGAGCAGGAGUGUUUUAUUAGGUUUAAAGCCACGAGCGCACAGCGCGAGUUGUUUUAUUAGGUUUAAAGCCACGAGCGCACAGCGCGAGUUGUUUUAUUAGGUUUAAAGCCACGAGCGCACAGCGCGAGUGGCUUUAUAGACCUAAUAAAACACGACCUGCCAGUUUAUUAAACGGCUUCAAACACGACUACAAAUAACAAAUUCAACAGAUAUACUGCCUUAUUAGUAUUCUUUAUUCUUUUUUCCAAAAAUUGCUGGCGAGCGAGUGGAAGGUGAAAAUUUUUUUUUCGGAAUCAAACAUUUUUGCAGAACAAAGAGAAAUAGGGUCAAAAACAUUUUUUUCGGACUAAGAUCAAUUCAAUUAGGUUUAAAACACAUUUUCCCCGAAAAAACUUCUUAAAACACGAUGAAAAAGCUUAUUUUCGAAAUUUCAGGGAACACCCUUACACUGUACCUCCAAUAGGUCCUGUAAUUUUCCUUAAUGAAAAGUCUCUGCAUGAAUUUUUUUUUCAUACAUUUCUGGUGCACGAAUUUUUUUCUUUCUAUUUUCCCUGCUCGAAUUUUAUUUUUGUUCCCCCAUCACUUUUCUAAUGGUCCGCCCCUUAGGAGUGUUUUAUCAGGUUUAAAGCCACUGCACGUGACAUAUUAUGAUUGACAUGAUUUGCCAAUAAGCUUAUGAAUUAUUAAUGAGUGUUUGAAGUUUUUAUUGAGUAUAAACAAACGUUACCGAAUUGUCUGUUAGUAGUGAUAGACCCCACUAUGGAGUACAAAGGAUGCCGACAACGAUGUCACUUACUCACUUUGCUCAGCUAAAAUAAUAGUGAGUUUGAGCAAAAAUCUCUAAAUUCUUUUUUCUGACAGUUAAGGUUUGAUUUUUACCGAGCAUUUUAACCUCAAUUUUGUCUAUAACACAUUUUUGAGAGCGCUCCAAAAUAAUGCUGAUUUCAGCAUUUUUGAUCUUUUCAAAUGGAAUUAAUCGUUUGAAUUCAAAUAUUGGCGGAAUAACAUGCAAAACAUAUAAAAUACCCAGUUUUGUGACUCUUGUUUUAAAUUUUUCUGGUUUCAAGUGUAAUCCAAGAAUUUUGCCGCUCGUAUUCGAGAUUGACUUGUGGGCAAGUCUAGGUGUUUAUCUGAGAUUUCAAUUACCCCACCACGUUCCCAAAUGUCAUCCUCGAUGCACCCUCUAGUGUUAUUUAUAAUCUCUAUGGAUCACAUAGCAUCGACUCUAGCGGCGGAAGUAAUUAGUAUACUAGAAAAUACAUGCAUGCAGAAACCCUCGCCUUGCUGACAAAACCAUUGUAUUUUCCGAACAUGAAGUAUCUAAAGUUGUUGUCAUGGUAACACGAUAAUUUUUUAAGAAUAUUCCAGUAGACUUUCAUCCAGCUCGAUCAUUUCCGAAAAUUAAGGCUAUGUCUUAAUUUUUAAAAUGCGUUCAUUGCCUUAAUUUUAAACAUAACCCCCACCACAACCCUAACUUCUAACCCCUAACCCCCCUAACCGCUAACCCGAAUCCUAAUCUAAUCUUAGUCUAACCCUAAUCCAAACCUGGCGACCUUUUUUUUUUUUAAAACAGCGUUCAAAUUAAGACAUUGCCAUAAUUUUAAACAUAACUGUUAUAAUUAAUGACGUAAUUAUUACGUGGACACCACGCGUGUGUCACGCAAUUCUGCGAGCACAUGGAAUAUUAAUGUCUUGUGUGGAAGUUCUGAGUAGAGCGAGUUAAGAAGUGAUAUAUAAUUUUUAAAAGUUUAUUUUUGAUUUAAAAACGAGUUGAGUUCAAUUAUUCGAGUAUAGUUCAAUUUAUUACAUGGUCCUUCGAGCCGGAUAUGUCUACUGAAAAGAGUAAAAGAGCAAUUCGACGAGGAAAUCGAGCUUUCGUAACGAAAGUUAUUCAGACGGCAAAUGACGCCAUUGACAAGUUUGGUGGAACUCAGGCGGAGAAAGAUGCGUUAGAGGGUUGUAAAAUCACGUUAAUCGAUAAGAAAGAAUCCAUAAGAAAGCUUGAUGAAGCUAUUCUGAAUGAAAUUGAAGAUGAAGAGAAGAUUAUGAAAGAUAUAUUUCAGGCUGGCGAAGUGGGUGAGUCGAUCAAUAAAAUGCUUGUUAAAAUUGACAAUGUUUUGAAGACAGUUGAAGCGAGCAAUGUGUCCUCGCCAGGGGGACUGGGUACAACCAUGCCUAGCGUAAGUCAGCCAAUGUACCCCUCAUCAGCCAGAGCAAAAUUACCGAAACUGUCCUUGAAGAAAUUUGCUGGAAAUCCUACUGAUUGGCAAUCAUUUAACGAUAGCUAUAAAGCUGCUGUUCACACUAAUGACAGUUUAUCUAAAGUUGACAAAUUCAACUACUUGAAAAGUCUGGUGGAGGGUCCGGCAGCUGCAGCAAUCGCAGGGUUUUCGUUAACUGAUGAAAACUAUGAGACUGCUUUUAAACUUUUGGAAGAGAGAUUUGCAAAUCCACAAAUUAUAGUUUCCAGUCAUGUUGAAGCCCUAUUGAAGUUGGAACCUGUUUCUAAUAUACAUGAAAUUGUCAAGAUUCGAAAGCUGUAUGACAGUAUUGAAACGCAUAUUCGUAGUCUAGCGAAUUUGAACAUAGAAAGUGAAACAUAUGGGACUCUUCUGAUUCCAAUGAUUCUUGCUAAACUUCCAGAGGAAAUGCAGUUGUUGAUAAGUCGGAAGGUUGGCAAGGAUGAUUGGAAAUUAGAUGAGCUACUUAAGGAAUUUAGAAUUGAGUUAGAGGCUCGAGAAAGGUGCUUGUUGUUACAAAGCACUACAGAGAAAAAGGACGGUACCAGGAGAAAAUAUGAGCCUAGUACAUCAUCAGCACUUUUCACGGGAAGUGACAAUCGUUCAAUUCAGAAAUGUACGUACUGUGGGGAACAACAUUUAUCAUCACGGUGUAAUAUAAUUACAGAUAUUUCAGCACGUAGAGCUAUUCUCCGAAAAAAGGGACGGUGUUUUGCAUGUUUGAAGUCUGGUCAUAUAGUCAGACAUUGUCCUUCCAAGUUUAAAUGCCCGAAAUGUGGAAAUAACCAUCACAUUUCUCUCUGUGAAGGUAUAAAACCAAGGGAGGACCCUACCAAACCCAACCAGAAUCAAAAUCAACAACCACCCUUUCAGGCCAAGGGAAAUGAAGCAUCAACUAAUGUUUGUGCAAACAGCAAUGUCUCGGUGCUUUUGCAAACUGCAAAGGCUAUGGUGGGAAACCCUAAUGUCCCCCAACAGCAGAAAUUGCAAUCGAGAAUUGUUUUCGAUUCCUGCAGUCAGAGAUCUUAUAUAUCAAAUCGGCUGAAGAAUUCAUUGGGUGUCCAACCUGUUAAUAAACAAUCCCUUUUGGUUAAAACUUUGGCAAUGACUCCCCAAAAUUGAUGUUGUGUGAUCUAGUCCAAGUCUCUAUUACAGCCACUGAUGGCUUGGAAUUGUAUGUCAAUGCCUUUAGUGUCCCUGUAAUAUGUAGUCCGAUUUCGAACCAAGCAGUAGAAGUAGCAGUGGAGAAAUACCCGCAUUUAAAUGGUUUAGACUUAGCAGAUAACAGUAGUCCUUCUAUUGAAGUCGACAUUGACAUUCUAAUUGGAGCUGACUUCUAUUGGAACUUUGUGUCUAAUGAGUCAAAAAGAGGUGAAGGACGUGGACCUGUUGCCCUGUCAACUAGGCUAGGGUGGGUUUUGUCUGGCCCCAUUGAUAACCUUAGUGAAGAAUCUAGUUCCACAACCAACUUCGCUGCAACUCAUGUAUUACGGAUUGAUGCUACCCCAGUUCAGGAUAACCAAAACCCGAACAUGACUGAGCAACUUAAAAAAUUUUGGGAGUUAGAGUCUAUAGGCAUUCGGGAUGACGAAAGUUCAGUCUAUGACAAGUUUGUUGAAGACGUUAGAUUUAAUGGGGAGAGGUAUGAAGCAAAAUUACCCUUUAAAGAGCACCAUCCCACCAUCCCUGAUAACCAUGCUGUUAGUGUAAAAAGAUUAGGAAGAUUAGUUCAUCGACUCCAAGAUCAACCUGCUCUUCUUACUGAAUAUGAUAAGAUAAUUCAAGACCAAGUCCAGAAGGGAAUUGUAGAACCUGUUGACCCACAAGUUAUCCCAAAGGCUGGAAAUGUACACUACCUACCCCACAGAGAAGUUGUGAGAGCUGACAAAGACACUACGAAAGUUAGAGUGGUUUACGACGCGUCAGCUAAGACAACAGGACCUAGUUUAAAUGAAUGUUUGUAUACUGGACCUUCUCUAACCCCACUGAUUUUCGACAUCUUGCUGCGUUUCCGUGUCCACUCGGUUGCCAUGACAGCUGAUAUAGAGAAAGCCUUUUUGAACGUUGCAGUCGCGGAGGAACAUCGUGACUUUCUUAGAUUUUUAUGGUUAAAUGACCCCUACAGCAGCAGCCCAAGCGUUAUACACCUCAGAUUCGCCAGAGUUGUGUUUGGAGUUACGUCAAGUCCGUUCAUUUUAAACGCUACCAUUCGUCAUCAUGUUAAUCAAUAUCUGCUGAAUGAUCCAGAGUUUGUCUACGAGCUUUUGCGAUCCCUCUACGUCGAUGACUAUGCAUCUGGUUGCGAGAGUAUACCUAGAGCGUUAGACCUAGCAAGAAAGAUUAAAUAUCGACUUUCGACAGGAGGUUUCAACAUGCGUAAAUGGCAGACUAAUUCACCAGAACUCAAGCAAGUGUUCCAAGUAGAUCCCGAUUUCGCUGAAGAUAUUCCUAGUCCUACUGCAGAUCCUUUACCAACUAUGAACGAAGAAGAUUGUGGUUACACAAAAUCAGCUCUUGGUGGCCAGAAUGAUGUGAACAGUAAAGUCCUUGGUCAAACGUGGAAUGUCCUGAAUGACGAGUUUGAAAUUAAUUUAGCCAAUGUUGUAGCUGGUUAUGAUCCAAAGAGUUGUACAAAGCGAAUUGUGUUGAGCAUUACAGCAAAGUUUUAUGACCCCCUGGGGCUGAUAUCACCUGUUAUUCUUCAAUUAAAGCUGUUGUUCCAAGAAUUGUGCAAGAGUAACGUUGAGUGGGAUGAACAAUUGAGCGAACAGUUUUGUAAAGUAUGGGAAACAAUAUUCUCCAACUUGAGGAACGCCAAAGUGAUUUCUAUUCCACGCUGUUACUUUCAAGAAACACGAACAGGGUUAAUCGAGUUGCAUGCAUUUUCCGAUGCAAGCGAGUCGUCGUAUGGUGCUUGCGUGUAUAUCUUAUACGAGCAUGAAGCAGGAGUUAAAUGCAAUUUAGUCGCCUCUAAAACAAGAGUAGCACCCAUGAGUGAACAGUCGAUACCACGUCUUGAAUUGCUUGGAUGUUUAAUCUCGGCACGAUUAGUUGAUAACAUUCGUAAGGCAUUACAAGACGUCUUAAAGAUCCAUGCUAUUUUCUUCUGGUCCGAUUCAACGGUUGCACUAAGCUGGAUAAGGAGUGUGUGUAAAGAGUACAAACAGUUUGUAGAAAAUAGAGUUCAGGAAAUUCGAAGAUUGACAGAUCCAAAGGAUUGGAGAUAUUGCCCAACAAAAGACAAUCCAGCAGAUAUUGCCUCAAGGGGAGAAUCAGUAUCGAAGCUCGCGGCGGAUGAUAAGUGGUGGUAUGGUCCUACCUUUUUACUAAAUCCCAAGGAUUCGUGGCCUGUACAGCCGUCGCACGGGGAAGAAAGCAAGAAUACGUGGCAAGAGUUGAAGACAUCCAAACAGACUGUGAUGGCGGCGGUCGUUGAUACUGAUGUACAACCAGAGCACAGUAUAGAGAACUUGCUAAAGCCUUCGAAGUAUAGUAAGUUAGAAACUUUACUUCGUGUAACAGCCUAUGUGCAGAGAUUCGUUGACAAUGUAAAACGAAGUUUGAAAGGUGAGGAAAUUUUGAAGGGUCUUCUAACUGCUGAAGAACUAGAGGUGGCCGAGAAAUCCUGGAUUAAGCAUGUGCAAGCUUCCUUAACAAAGCUGCCAAAAUAUAAUAAAAUGAAACGAUCUUUAAGCUUAUUUGUGGACGAUGAGCAACUUAUCCGUUGUCAUGGUCGAAUCGAAAAGUCAAAUCUACCCAACGAAACGAAGUUUCCUAUGUUAUUACCCAGCGAUCAUGAUUUUACUAAUCUCGUAGUUCUGCAUUGUCACACUGAAGUUAUGCAUAAUGGCGUUCGGGAAACUGUAACUCAAGUUAGAUCGAGAUAUUGGAUCGUAAGAGGGCGACAAGUAGUGAAGAAGAUUAUCGCUCGAUGUUUAACAUGUAAACGAUUAGAGGGCAAAUCUUACGGAGUGCCGCCAGCACCUCCCUUGCCAGAAUACCGUUUAGAUAACGACGUUGCCUUUUCAAGAGUAGGAGUUGACUAUGCUGGCCCAUUAUUCGUGAAGAACAUAUAUUCUAAGGACAGUAAAAUGUAUAAAGCGUACAUUGUACUCUACACAUGUGCGUCGAGUCGCGCAGUUCAUUUAGAUCUCGCCGUUGAUGCAACUAGUGAAACAUUUAUACGUAGUUUCAAGAGGUUUAUGAGUCGCAGAGGAAUACCAGGAACAAUGAUUUCAGACAAUGGCAAGACAUUUAAGUCGAAAGAAUUGAAAGAAUUUUGUACAUCGAAAAGAAUCAAGUGGGUACAUAUUGUUGCACGUUCCCCAUGGUGGGGAGGCUUCUAUGAACGUUUAGUUCGGUCAGUUAAAAGAUGUUUAAAGAAAGUUCUACGAACUGCCCGAUUGACUUACGAAGAAUUGCUCACGUUGUUGAUUCAAAUAGAAGGCGUGUUGAAUUCUCGUCCUCUCACUUACUUGUAUGAAGACAACGAUGAACCGUUAACCCCUUCGCACCUUGUACUAGGAAGAAGAGUACUUACUCCAGCGAAGAGCGUAAGUUCAGGUAUAUCAGACGAAGUUGACACCGCAGAAAGAGCAACACGACGCGAAAGACAUUUAAAAACUGUUUUAACGCACUUCUGGAAAAGGUGGAAACAAGAAUACUUAACUCAAUUGCGUGAAUAUCAUCGUCCUCGCGAAGCGAAGGGUCCAAGUGUUAACAAAGGUGAUGUUGUUGUCAUUGCAGAAGACAACGUGAAACGUUUAAACUGGAAUAUUGGACAGAUCGAAAAGUUGUUAACGGGUCGCGAUGGAAAUACUCGAGCAGUCGUGGUGCGUACUAUCGGUAAAGACGGAAAGGUGACUACGUUGGAUCGGCCUAUUCAAAAGUUGUAUCCUUUAGAACUUAAAUUGGAACAGGAGCAUCCUGAAAACUUUCCAAUUACGUUUGUUAAGCAUGGACUUAAGGAAAACUGAUUAGAUUUAAUUACUUAUUUAUAUCGUUGAAUGGUUCUCACCAGUCAAGGUGGGGAGUAUGUUAUAAUUAAUGACGUAAUUAUUACGUGGACACCACGCGUGUGUCACGCAAUUCUGCGAGCACAUGGAAUAUUAAUGUCUUGUGUGGAAGUUCUGAGUAGAGCGAGUUAAGAAGUGAUAUAUAAUUUUUAAAAGUUUAUUUUUGAUUUAAAAACGAGUUGAGUUCAAUUAUUCGAGUAUAGUUCAAUUUAUUACAAUAACCCCCACCCCAACCCCCACCCUAACCUCUAAUCCAUAACCCCCCUAACCGCUAAUCCUAAUCUAAUCUAAUCUAAUCUUAGUCUAACCCUAAUCCAAUCCAUAUCUGGCGUCCUUUCUUCUUUCUUUCUUCUGCGAACAUCACGUCAGCGUUCGUCAGCAUCAAUCUGGCCACAGAAUAGAAAAUAGUCUAUUAUAUAUUCUAUGAUCUGGCGUCAAUUCCUCAAAUCAACGGUUUUUCUUGAAAUUCACAAAAUAUGCUCAAAGUGUACGCUGCAUAUUCUGUAAUUAUUGCGUAAAUAUUUUACGCUUUUGCUUUUAAGCCGUGUCUUCCUGUUGCGAUGACCCAUGUGAUAAAAUCAAGAAAUGUUUGCUAUUUCGCUGUCGUCAUGCAGUCGUUAUAAUGCAAACUUUAAAUUGGACCAAUCAGUGUCCGCUAUUCAUAACAGUCCGCCAUAUUCAGUUGAGAUCAGUGAGGAUGACCACCCACCGAACCACUCACGGUAACCCCACGCCCGCGCUCAUUGAUGAACUUUAGAUGAAAUCUCAAAUGACCUCCAGUGGAACGUCCAUAUUGGUGAAAUAAUUAGAAAAACUAAUAAGCGUAUGUGCUUCCUAAUUUUACUAAAACGUUCUGGAGUGCCAACUGCGGUUAGACCUCUGUUGGAAUACUGCUCGCAGGUUUUCCACCAUUCCCCCCCCCCGAAAUAUUUGUGUGAUGACUUGGAAAACGUCCAAAAGAGAGCGCUGGCUAUCAUUUCCCCGAACCAGUCAAAUGAACAUAACCUGCAGAAGUUUAACUAACUACUUAAAAAAAAUAGACGUAUAAAUUUAUGCGACAAGUUAUUCUCGUCCAUCAAGAGUUCGGAAUCACAUAAGUUACACAAUCUUCUACCUCCUUUGCAAGAGGAAAACUAUGACAUUAGGAAGAAGCGAGUCUUCAAUAUUGCAAUGAUACGCACUGAACGCUUUAAGCGGACUUUUAUUCCUUCGAUGUGCAAGUCUUAAUACAAUUUGAUCUUUGUAGUUAAAAAUUUUCUUGAACUGUCUUAUAUCUAAACUUAGCAUUUAAUGUAAUUUUAAGUUCGUGUUAUAAUAGCUUGUAAAUAGAUUACGCAAUUCAGCUUUUAUGAGCUGCAAUGUAAACUUUUUAAUUAAACUAUCUAUCUAUCUAUCUAUCUAUCUAUCUAUCUAUCUAUCUAUCUAUCUAUCUAUCUAUCUAUCUAUCUAUCUAUCUAUCUAUCUAUCUAUCUAUCUAUCAACAUCAUCCUCAAAACUCUUAAAAGAACUUGGCUGGAUGAAUAUUCAGGAAAUGAGGUAUAAACAAAAGGCUAUGAUGAUGUAUAGAAUAGUAAAUGGUAAUGCACCAUCUUAUCUAAUAGACAUAUUUCAACAUUGUCAUGCUUUGGAUAUAUAUAAUCUCAGAAGGUCUAAAAUAACCUUCGAACUUCCAAAAAAUCGAACACUGUAUUACAAUUCAAGUUUUGCCUUCACUGGUGCUAAAUUAUGGAAUUCUCUUCCGGAUGAGAUAAAAGACGCACCAUCACUUAAAAUAUUUGUAAAAAUGUUAGACUCGACUAUAUUCUGUGCCAACUAUCUAUCUAUCUAUCUUUAGACUUGGCUGAUGCUUUCGUUUUCCCGGGUGUAAAUAGCCGGGGGGGGGGAUUAGUACCCUCGCAACGGCGCCGUUGGCUCGGGGACAACGUCACAAUAGCGUCGCGUUACCAUUAGGUUGCGUUACAUGGUUACGUCAUCUGUCACAGAACUCAAUAGGGAGCUUAAGAUACCCCAAAUCUACGAUGCGGACGCAACGAAAAACUGCCGCUAUUAUCACAGUUUUGCCUCACAUGUAAAAACUUAUUGACUUUAUUGAUUUUAUUAAAAACGGUACUAUUUCGCCAGAUUAAUGAAUUAUUUACAAAAAUAUUAAUUAGAAAUAAAGAAGAAGGAAAAAAGAGAAGGUGAUCUUCAAAUAUAUAGCUAUAGACCGUGUGCUAGCAUUAUAUCAAUAUAUUAUAUAAAUUAUCAAUAGUUUUAGAAUUAAUUCAAUGGCUGAUAUAAAUUUUCAGUGUUAGUGUACUCGCUUCAUUUUGGUUUUAAAGCUAGAGAUACCUUUCGAUGAUUUCAUUGCAUUGAUGAUUUCAGUAUGAAUGGCUGUUGGCAAAAAAAGCCAGGGACGCGGGAAAAACAAAGUAAAACUAGUCUCCAAAUAUUAUUAGCGACUGUUUUUUAGUCGCGUUCAUUUGGUGCAUCUUAAGCUCGCUAAUGACGUAACUCAAGACCGAAGCAGUCAUUAAGCUGAGCUCAGCAUUUUCAUUACAAAAGACGACGCUUGUUAUACAUGUUUAUAGGUUCGUUUGAGAAUAAUCAUUUCGCUGUGAAAGUCAUAGGAUGGAGUGUCUGCAUGGAAAAGCCGCAUCUUACAAUUUAUUGGAAGGAAUAUAUACAGGAAGUUCAGAGACUUCGUGUGGAAUCUUGGAAUGGUUGUCAUAUCGGUCAUCCUAGUCAAGGGCAACAUGACUACCUCGUUCAUGAACGAAAACGAACGAUGGUAAAUGUAUGGUUUACAAGCGAUUAAACAAGCGAAUGCUAAGCGUAUGGUUUGGAGUGAAUUCGCUGAGGCAAUGAAGGUACUAAACUGAGGGUUGACAGCGAUGCACUUGAACAUUUACAGCAGCUGGAAAAAGAUCUACGUGUGCCGAUUCACUGAUGGAACUACAUCAAAACACUGAGGACCACAAACUACAAUGUAUGCUGAACUAUUUGUUUCAUUGGAGAUUAGAAGUCCGGCUCGAGUCAGCAGCUGAAACGUUUUUUCUCUUGGAUUCAAUGAUUCAAUCUAAGAUUCAAUGAUUCAAUCGUAGAGUCAAUGAUUCAAUCUUAGGAUUCAAUCUAAGAUUCAAUGAUUCAAUCUUAGGAUUCAAUUAUUCAAUAUUAGGAUUCAAUGAUUCAAUCUUAGGAUUGAAUUGUUCAAACUAGGAUUAAAUUAUUUAAUCUAGGAUUCAAUGAUUCCAUUUUAUGAUUCCAUGAUUCAAUCCAGGAUUUAAUGAUUCGAUCUUAGGAUUCAAUGAUUCAAUUUUAGGAUUCAAUGAUUUAAUCUACGAUUCAAUGAUUCAAUCUUAGGAUUCAAUGUUCCAAUCGUAGGAUUUAAUGAUCCAAUCUUAGGAUUCAAUGAUUCAAUCUUGGGAUUCAAUGAUUCAAUCUAUAUUCGCAAAAAGUAUUUAAAGUCAUGUUUCUCAAGUAAAUGAACCAUUUAGGCUCCAACUUUAGAAUAUAGAUGACGUAAUUUGAUGUGUACAGACCAUUUGUAGAGCUCCUGUCUAUUUCUCAUCCAACUCAACAACAUGCUCUUCUUAAUUCUGCAUCGGCUGAGCGAAUUCGAUGCUUGUGUCAUUGUAUAGAAAAUUUAACAUACUCUAAACGAAGGACAUCUCAAACCUUUUAAACAAGAUAUAGCUGAUUUAGCGCACAGAAGUAGAAGUUUUAGAACGAAAAAGUAAAUUCUUGUUCAGCGAGGGAGGAUUGGUACUUGGACCACUUUUAAAAGGGCUUGCAGAAUUAGUAUAAAUUAAUCAGCAUUAAGAUCAUCUCCACAUUCCAAUCAUGGAUAGCGACAAGCGAUCAUCUCCUGAACAGUGGAGACUUGAAGACAUUCUUAAAUACCUUGACGUUCAUGAUGAACACGAAGUCGAAGAAAUCUUUCAUUCUAUUUUAACGUCUACGGGGAUUUUGACUUGGAAUGGAAAAGGAGAAAUCGUUUACAGAGGACAUAAUAUACGAGGAACUGACAUUGUAGACCUUCUGAAAUAUUGUGUGACGCCUUAUCAUCCAGAUAUUCCCGAAUCAACUGGAUUGAGCAUUUUUAUCAAAGGUCUUGCAGAAUUGGAAAUUGAUAAAAGCUGUCCACAUUGUCGCCGAGAUGAAGUUAUGGAUGUCAGAACGGAUGAAAGACAGUCUUUUGACCAUAAAAUAGGCGAACAAAGUGACAUUUGAUCAGUUGACUGUGCACUAAACUACUGUUAAACUGAACACAUCAAUAGGGCAGAGAGGUACACUUUUUGUAGACACGAAAUUAUUCAAAGAUCAUUACUUGAGACAGAAACGUGGUGGAAAUGUCGUUGGGUAUCGUAGUGCACGUACGCAGAGAGGAUAUGGGAUCGGGGUAUUUUCAAGAGCCUUGCGAUAUAUACUAUCGCUCUAUUCAAAGAAGGUGCUAAGGUUAUUGACAAAAGAGCAUUACAAGCUGGAACAGAAGUUGGUCAAGAUGUACUCCAAGGACAAAACGUAAUAGAAUCUGUAAAGACUCACGGAAGAGAGGUUGUUAAAGACUUUGCCGAACAAGGAGCAAAGGCCCUAUCACAUUAGGCAGGGCGCAGAAGCAAGAGAAGGCAAGGCCAACGUAGUAAUUUAUCAACUACAAAAAGGCUAAAACUGUGUUCUCAUAUAGCAGUCCCAAGACGUACCAAAUGGAUUACGGAAGAUGAAAGCAGCCACGACAAUGAAUUCGGAUAGCGAAACUUCUCAAACAAGUGACAAUAUAUGUAUUAGAUUAUACGUAUUACAUUUCUUUUGUAUUUUCCUUAAUUACCUCAACCUUUGUGUUUUACGUAUGGGGAUUACCUGACAGCGCUGCCAUCAGAAUAUUUAUAUUUCUAACGGAGUUGUUUCUAGCAAUAAAAACUAUAUAUACUAACCUGGUAAAACCGUCGUUUUAAUCCUGUUUCAUUUAAAGUUACAUAAGCAGUGUGCUAUAUCUUUGAGAAACUUUAUAUUAUUUGCUAUAGUAAAGCGUCGCAUUUGCUAUUGUGUUUUAAAUCUAAGUUUUUGUGCAAGUGUAUGUCCGUGACUUGGUAACGUUACUCUAUUGUGAUGUAAAUCGGUAACGCAACGGGUAUUACUACUUCUGUUAAUUUAGGUUUCUCCUUUAGACUGACACUGAAGCAAUACGGUCCGGGACGGUCGUUACUGGAUCUCUAGGAAGAACGGUUUAGAACUGAUAGAGCUGUUCAGUAUAAAUAAAGUUAGUUGUGAUAUACUACACAGGUCUAACCAAAAUCCUAUAUUGUCAUUUUAAUUUUUAGUCCAAUGUGAAAAUCCGCUGGACCUUUUGUUCGUUGUCGAUGCAUCAAGUUGGCAAAGUGCAGGCGACUUCACUCACGUUACUGAUUAUAUGUCUGACCUCAUAGACUGGCUAAAGAUAUCUGAUCUUGCUGUUAAAGCUGGAGUGAUAGCGUUUAGUUAUAAAGGCGACACAAGAGUGAUAUUUUUACCUGACGCGUAUUCUGAUGCCAGUCAGCUAAAAAACGCGAUCGGUAACUUGAAGAAGAAUGGUCCAAAAAUAUUUUAUGGUCAUGAAGGGUACACCGCGAAGGCCUUGAAACUGGCGAAUGACGAGGUAGGCUUACUUGGUAGAGAUUUUAAUGUAUAUACAGCAAUUUUCAUACAUGUGAGAGCAAUUUUCAUUAUUUUCAUAUUUUGUCCAGGUUUUCACGACAGCAGACCAACAUCCCAACGCAGCAAAAGCAAUUGUUCUUCUAACUCCACAAGUUCCUUUAGACAGCAAGUCGGACGCAAUUGAAGAAGCUAAAGAGCUCAGAGCCAAAGGAGUUAAGAUUGUUUCUAUCGAUUUGGUGAAUGUCUUUAAAGCUUUUUUUAAGGAUCAAUCUGUGUAUAAGGAGCUAACCAAGAUAUCCAGUCCACUUAAGCCUAUUGCCUCAGCUUAUGAUAAAUUGGAUGAGCAUGUUCGAGAGGUCACUAACCUGUUGUGUUCGUGUAAGUUCACUUUUAACGUGGUGGUGACAGAAAGUGAUGUUGAUGUUGAUGGCUGUGGUGAUGAUGGUGGUGAUGAUGAUGGUGAUGAUGACAGUGUAUGACAUUGGUACUGGUGAUGAUGGUGGUGAUGAUGACAGUGUAUGACAUUGGUACUGGUGAUGAUGGUGGUGAUGAUGAUGGUUGUGAUUGUGGUGAUAUUCGUGAGUUCAUUCAAUUAUUAAAAGGCAAAUUAUAUUUUGAAUUUCUCCAGUCACGAAGGACCCUUGUGAAGAUAUGGAUUGUGGAAAGAGAAAGAUCUGUUCUUAUGAUCGCGAUACAACUUCAUGUAUAUGUAACAAAACGAAUUGUGAAGGUAAUAAUUUUAAUCGCUUCUAGUUUUAGGCUGGCAGCUGUUUUAUGACAUGCAGUUGGUGUGUUUCCGUGAGUGUUACAACGCAGCUGACGAUGGUGGUGAACUUUAGAAAUGUUGAUAUUUAUAGAAGAAAGCAAACUAAACUAUAUCUCUAACGUUUACCUAUUUUCCUCUGAAUACAACAUCAUCACAUAAUUUUAUAAUGAGAAGAACUAACGCUAUUUUUUCACUCUGAUAACUGAUGUGUUUAGUGAAACAUUGAAACCCACCAUGAAAAAGUUUGAGUAAUUUGUAAAAUUGUUUCUUCAUUUAGUUCAACCUUGUGAUGAGACGCCGUGUAAAAACGAUGGAGAAUGUGAAAAUGUGGAUAAAGAAACGUUUAAAUGUAACUGCACUGAAGCCUGGACAGGUGAAACCUGCGAAGAAAAAG